Exophiala dermatitidis NIH/UT8656 is the source of this 1692-nucleotide messenger RNA. Its product is annotated as serine/threonine kinase 16. Bases 1 to 1692 code for a protein of 563 amino acids. Gene Ontology annotation, biological process: transmembrane transport. The transcript has 4 exons. The record is from RefSeq and is a predicted model, not a curated record. NCBI's taxonomy places the organism in Eukaryota, Fungi, Ascomycota, Eurotiomycetes, Chaetothyriales, Herpotrichiellaceae. Gene Ontology annotation, molecular function: transmembrane transporter activity.
AUGGAGAUGAACUAUGAUGAAAAGGAGCUCCAUCAAAUCGAGGAGGAGCUCCAUGUCGAGCUACUGCCAGGGACCGAGUUGAUGGCCGAUGUUGGAUCGCAUCAUUUCGUCAAGAGCAGCGACAAAAACCAUCGUGUCUUGGUUCCCCAGCCCUCAGACGACCCUCAUGAUCCGCUCAAUUGGUCUUUGGGCUGGAAAAUCGCCGCAAUCACUGCAUCCAGUAUGGCCAGCUUCACACAAGGCUUCGGUCCACUCUCGUUGGCUCCCAUGUUCGGCGAUUAUAUCGAGGCCUUUGACUGCUCGCUCGCGGACGCGGUGCAGUUUACUGGUGUGGCAAUUUUGGUUCUUGGUUUCAGCAAUUUUAUUUGGAUCCCUCUCAGCACCUCAUUCGGCAGACGACCCGUAUACAUUUUCUCUCAAUUAAUCUGCCUCGGUUCAUCAAUAUGGCGGGCUCGAGCACAAACAUAUGGCAGUUUCAUGGGCGCUUGCGUUCUCAACGGCAUAGGUGCAGGUCCAGCAGAGACAGUUCAGCCGGCCGUCAUCGCCGAUAUUUUCUUCCUCCACGACCGAGGCAAAUGGAACACACUGUACUGGGUGGUGUACAUGGGAUCGCUCAUGGUGGGGCCAAUCAUUUCCGGGCCUAUGUCUUACAAUGUCGGUUGGCGGAACUUUUGGUGGUUCAACACGGCACUCAUUGCGCUUUCUCUCUUGAUGAUUAUAUUCAUGUUCCCCGAGACCAAAUGGCAUCGCGUGCAUCCCACCGAACUCCACCACGAGACGGCUGUCACCGAGCAACAAAAGGCGUCUGUCGAAACCAAAGAAGACUCUCGAAGCGGCGACGGCGAAAUCUCCGCGCAUGGAACGGAUGACCCCGUCGAAACCGUCGCACCCAAUCCUCUGACUGCUGUCGAAACCGCACAACGAGAUCCUUGGCUCGGUCGUGGCAAGCCCAGUCGAGCACAGUGGGGGCUAUACACGCCGCAUCCACACCCGAUCAAGAGCAUUCUAUUGUCACUUUGGAUUCCCUGGAAGCUGUUUUCAUUCCCGAUUGUCGAGUUUGCCAGUUUUGUCGUCAGCUGGAGUUGCUCGUCGUUUUUGACCUUGAACCUGACGCAGACCCAAGCGUUUGCGGCUCCCCCUUACAACUGGGACAACCAAACGAUCGGAUUCACCAACUUUGCCAUCCUGGUCGGCGCCAUGAUCGGGUUGGCCACGGCCGGUCCGUUUUCCGACUGGGUGUCUGCUCGCGCGACGGCACGGAACCGGGGGGUGCGAGAACCCGAAAUGCGUCUGAUUGCCAUGAUCCCAUAUGUUGUUAUUAUGUACUUUGGCAACAUCAUUGUCAGUGUCGGGUACGAGAACAAGUGGCCCUGGCAGGCGAUCGUGAUCAUCGGGUACACGUGCGCCGGCAUCCAAGUCGCCGCUCUGCCGGGGAUUGUGUCGACCUACGCCGUGGACAGCUACAAGCCCGUGGCGGGCAGUCUGUUUGUGUCCAUCACGGUCAACAAGAAUGUGUGGGGAUACGGGUUCAGCAAGUUCAUUACGGACUGGAUCAUCGACGACGGGUACAUCCCGCCCAUCAUGACGAACGCGUCGCUGAUCUUGAUCUGGUGUCUGUUUGGCAUUCUUUUCUACUACAAGGGCAAGACGUUCCGGAGGUGGACCAAGAACAGUUCGGUGCACAGCAUGUAA